This is a messenger RNA of Cryptomeria japonica (Japanese cedar), 849 nucleotides long. Its product is annotated as non-symbiotic hemoglobin 1-like. Gene Ontology annotation, molecular function: heme binding; oxygen binding. The coding region runs from base 55 to 753 and encodes 232 amino acids. The record is from RefSeq and is a predicted model, not a curated record. NCBI's taxonomy places the organism in Eukaryota, Viridiplantae, Streptophyta, Pinopsida, Cupressales, Cupressaceae. The transcript has 6 exons.
UCUUCAUAGCAGGAGUAAGUUUAGUGUGGAUUGAAGUUUUCAUCCUGUUCAACAAUGGCUGCUUUGUCUUCUGUGGGGUUUUUCACAAGCUCAAAAACAGCACUAUUUCAGUCUGAUGGAACUUUGAAAGCUGGGCUUGUGCGUUCCAUGCAUACCACCAAUCGGAAUACGCAAAAGUUGGGCUUGUCAUGGAUACAAACGCAGAGAAUCGAAGAAGGCAAAUUACUGAGGUCAAAUACAUCUGGUCUCUGCAAAUCUGGAAAAUACGGCACUGCUGUGAAUCUUCAAAUAGUGGCCUUCUCCGAUGAACAGGGAGUUCUGGUUAAAAAGUCAUGGAAAGCCAUGAAAAAGAAUGCAGGCGAACUAGGAUUUACUUUCUUUCUGAGAAUUUUUGAGAUAGCCCCAUCAGCAAAACGCCUGUUCUCUUUUCUACAAGAUUCUGAGGUCCCUCUGGAGAAAAACUUGAAGCUUAAAGCUCAUGCUCUCUCAGUCUUCACUAUGACAUGCGAAUCCGCUGUACAGCUUGCAGAGAGUGGAUCCAUCAAAGUGCCAGAAUCAACUCUGAAAGAAUUGGGUGCAGUCCAUUUCAAAUCUGGAGUAGUUGAUGAACAUUACGAUGUGACUAAAUAUGCUCUGCUGAGGACUAUAGAGGAGGCUGUGCCUGAUUUGUGGUCUCCACAGUUGAAAUCUGCAUGGGAAGAAGCCUACUCCCAACUAGUUCAAGCCAUAAAAAAUGAGAUGAAACCUGUAUAGUAAUCUGAAAUCUGCUGUUAACAGAUUGUCCCCCUGAAUAAAGAAUAGAAGAUGGAAAAAAUAAAUUCCUUGGAAAUGAUUAUUCUGUGAGAGUUC